Molecule: messenger RNA, 858 nt
Organism: Serendipita indica DSM 11827
Lineage: Eukaryota; Fungi; Basidiomycota; Agaricomycetes; Sebacinales; Serendipitaceae
Source: the annotation of a GenBank genome assembly
AUGUCCGAAAAGGAAAAAGAGAGUAAGCCAGAGAUCGCUUCGGCGACAGAGGCAGAGGCCACUCGCGUCAACAGCAGAGCAUCAAAUCGUCCGGCAGAAGAAGACCUGAGCAACAAGAUCCCAAUCCGAGAAAUCAUUCAAGUCACGUCGACAAUGCUCGCUUCAUACCAACUCUGUAACACGCACGAAACCCUCAGCAUCGCACUCAAGUACCUCUCCACAGCCAAAACCGUCUACUUUGACUGUGGCAUUCUUUCCAUCUUGAGUCUCAGGUGCGUGACGUCGACUUCUGAGGUCAAGAAUUCGGCGACGCUCAGCAUCUUCCUUAUCGACGUGCCUGCGUUCCAGACAUACACCCACCAAGCCAAUACUUCUCCUCUUGUACCAGUAUUCGCGAUCCUGACCAGCAAAGAGGUCCUCAAGGUCGGGUUUGACCUGAGCAUGGACGAGUCCGAGUUGCGUCACGGACACGAUGUCGUGAUCACACAUGUCCUGGAUCUUCAGAUUGUCGACUUGAUGUGUCGCGACAAGAGCGAAGAGGCGGUUUUGCAGAGGUUGGCUGGAUACUUGGCGCCUCGAGAGGUGUUUCGAAACCGAGAAAUCUACAAGCAUGUCCUGAGGCUGAGUGGACUCGACAAGGCGCUCAUAGAUCAAGGACAGUCAGUGCCGCGCAAGCCCAAAUUCGAUCAUUCCAAGUGGAUGGAUCGUCCUAUUGAUGAGGAUAGCGUCGUAUACGCCGCAGAGGACGUCUCUAAAACUCAAGUCCUUUACAAACUCCUCGUUCGCAACCCACUCGUUAAUCAAAGUGUGCUUGGGAUGCAAGAGGUCUUUGCAGAAAUCAUGCUUUCAGACGAAUAA